AUGGCAACUGAAUACGUCCAAGAAAGAAUCGACGAACAGCCAGAGAACCCAUUUGCGUCCCUGAUACCGAACCAGUCCAUCGCCAUCAUCCCAUCCUUUACCCUCGAAUCCGGAGUGACUCUCCACAACGUUCCCCUCGCAUAUAGCACCAGAGGAAAACUCUCCCCAGACCGCAACAAUGCUAUGGUCAUAUGCCACGCGUUGACGGGGAGUGCAGAUGCCAGUGACUGGUGGGGUCCGCUGCUGGGCGGCGCAGGGCGAGCCUUUGAUAUCUCGAGGUUCUUCGUCGUCUGUAUGAACAGUCUGGGCAGUCCAUAUGGCAGUGCCAGUCCAGUUACGGCUCGGAAUGGGGAUCCAGAGCAGGGGAGAUACGGCCCUGAGUUCCCCCUUACAACCAUAAGAGAUGACGUGAACUUGCACAAGCUUCUUUUGGACGACUUAGGGGUACGGCAAGUUGCCGCGGUAAUAGGAGGGUCUAUGGGAGGCAUGCUGGUGCUGGAGUGGGCAUACUUUGGAAAGGACUAUGUACGGUCAAUAGUACCCAUCGCCACCUCAAGUCGACACAGCGCAUGGGGUAUUAGCUGGGGAGAAGCACAACGACAAAGCAUCUACGCGGAUCCAAAGUACGACGAUGGAUACUACCCCUUCUCCGACCCUCCCACGACUGGCCUCGGCGCAGCCCGUAUGUCCGCCUUACUCACAUAUCGAAGUCGGAAUUCCUUCGAAGCUCGCUUUGGUAGAAACACUCCAGAUGCAUCUCGGAAGCAAUCAAUCAUCGACCAAGAACGGCCUUCAACGCCGUCAGAAGUGCAUUUCUCCAUCCAUAACGACGGACACCGCCAAACACGCACCGCCCUCUCACGAUCAACAAGCUCUACAGCUGUGUCUAACAACACCUCCACAAAUGGCGUUGACCCCGCCACUUUCGCAGACCCCCAAUUCCACGGUGCAAAAACAACCGCUCCUCCCACAGAACAACCUGCCUCUCUCGAAAGAAAACGGGCCCCCUCAACCUACUUCUCCGCCCAAUCCUACCUCCGCUACCAAGGCGAGAAAUUCGUCAAACGCUUCGACGGCAACUGCUACAUAGCCAUAACGCGCAAACUCGACACCCACGACGUAUCACGGUACCGCGUAUCCCCUUCAUCCGAAACCCCCAUCGCCGACGCACUCGCGCAAAUCCAACAACCCACCCUAGUCCUCGGAAUCGAAUCCGACGGGCUGUUCACAUUCGACGAGCAGAAAGAACUUGCCGCUUCGAUCCCGAACGCGAAAUUACGCAAGAUCGACUCCCCCGAGGGUCACGAUGCGUUUUUACUGCAGUUUGAACAGGUUAAUACACAUAUUUUGGAGUUUUUGAACGAGGUGCUACCGGAUAUUAUGAAGGGCCCUGGAUUUGAGGUCGAUGUUGAGGAGGGGGCCCAGGGGGCUAUCAAAAAGGGGAGUGUGGUUUCCGAGGUAGAUGAUAUUACUGCUUGGUAA
This is a messenger RNA of Venustampulla echinocandica, 1482 nucleotides long. Its product is annotated as Homoserine O-acetyltransferase. Lineage: Eukaryota; Fungi; Ascomycota; Leotiomycetes; Helotiales; Pleuroascaceae. The coding region runs from base 1 to 1482 and encodes 493 amino acids. The transcript is spliced from 2 exons. Gene Ontology annotation, molecular function: homoserine O-acetyltransferase activity. Gene Ontology annotation, biological process: L-homoserine metabolic process. The record is from RefSeq and is a predicted model, not a curated record.